Leptopilina heterotoma is the source of this 2341-nucleotide messenger RNA. RefSeq lists its product as uncharacterized. Bases 143 to 2005 code for a protein of 620 amino acids. The transcript is spliced from 11 exons. Gene Ontology annotation, molecular function: phosphatase activity. The record is from RefSeq and is a predicted model, not a curated record. Gene Ontology annotation, cellular component: cytoplasm. NCBI's taxonomy places the organism in Eukaryota, Metazoa, Arthropoda, Insecta, Hymenoptera, Figitidae.
AAAACAGAGUUCUCAGUUAAUUUUUUCCGAAUUCCGAUUUCUAUGCAAUUACCGCAAUUACUGAUACGCGUGUGGUGUAUAUAAAUUUGAUAAUAAAAUAUUUAUCUUAUACAGUGUUCUGUGAAAAUUCAACACAAGAAAAAUGUGUGCAAUUUAUCUAAAAUCCCUGAGUUCACCGGAAGUCAAUGAAUUUCUCGAUUCUUUUGACACCGUCUUGACAGACUGCGAUGGAGUUCUUUGGAGACAUUUGACAAAAUUCCCUAACGCCUCAGAAGUAAUGAACACAUUUCAAAAUAUUGGAAAACAAGUUUUUUACGUAACAAAUAAUAGUACAAAGACGAGAAAAGAAUUUGCGGAAAAAUGUGAGAAUAUGAAUUUUAUCACAAAAGAGGAAAAUAUUCUUUGUCCAACAUUAUUGGUCGCUCGAUAUCUCAAGGAUCUUGAGAUUUGUAAGAAUAAUAAAGUUUACGUUGUUGGAAGUGAAGCAAUUGGAAAAGAAUUGAAGAGCUUUGGUAUCGAAAGUUUUGGAUGGGGUUCAGAUUCAUUGAAUUGUUUAUCGGAUAUUCCAAAUAUUAAAACCGAGCCUGAUGUCGAUGCGGUUAUUGUUGGAUUUGACGAGCACAUAAGUUAUCCAAAAAUGGCGAAAGCAGCGACUUAUUUGAGAAAUGAAAAAAUUCACUUUAUCGCCACAAAUACUGAUGAAAAUUUUCCAUCCGACAGGAUUGUUAUUCCCGGGACCGGAGCGAUUGUGAGGGCAAUUGAAACUUGCUCGGGGAGAAAAGCGACAGUUUUGGGAAAACCCGAGCCUUAUAUUAGUAGAGUAAUUCAGGAGGAUUAUAAAAUAAAUCCCGAGCGUACGAUAAUGAUUGGCGAUCGGGCAAAUACAGAUAUUUUAUUGGGCAAACGUUGUGGUUUUAAAACAUUGCUUGUACUCACCGGCGUCACGUCAUUGGGCGAAUUGGAGAAAUGGCAAAAAUCCGAUUCCAAUGAGGAGAGAGAAUGGAUUCCAAAUUUUUACACCGAUCAAUUGGGCGAUCUUUUACCAAUGCUGGAAAAAUAUAAAUUAACGAAAAGUAGUCACACAAUGGCAGCUAAACGAUUGACAUCACUGACCAAGGGGGAAUUUAAAAGUUUCUUUAAUUCUUUUGACGUCGUUUUGUCAGAUUGCGAUGGUGUUCUUUGGGAGGAAACAAAAGUUAUUGAAGGAUCGCCUCAGGCUGUUAACCACUUGAAAGGAAAUGGAAAGAAGUUUUUCUAUGUGACGAAUAAUAAUGGAAAAACGAGAGCUGACCUUGUCGAUAAAUGUAAAGGAUUAAAUUAUUCUGCAACAAUAGACGAAAUGGUGUGCACGUCAUUUUUGGCAGCAAUAUAUUUAAAGCAACAGGGAUUUGACAAGAAAGUUUAUUUAAUCGGCAAUUCCGGAAUGGCUAAAGAAUUAGAAGCUGUUGGAAUUCGACAUUGUGGAUAUGGACCAGACUCCCUUCAAGGAACAGCUUUUGAGAUAAUUACGAAUUUUAAACCUGACCCGGAAGUGGGAGCAGUUGCAGUUGGAUUUGAUGAUACUUUCAGUUAUUCAAAAUUAGUGCAGGCCGCAACUUAUUUACAAAAUCCUAAUGUACAAUUCUUGGGAAUGAAUCCUGAUAUUAGUAGGCCAUCGCCGAAUAACAAUACCUUUCCAGGAACCGGAUGUUUUAUUUCCAUUGUCGAAAUCGCAGCCAGUAGGAAAGCAAAAAUUUUGGGAAAACCUGAAUCCUGCAUUAGUGAAUAUUUAAUAAAAAAUUUCAAUUUGGAUCCAAAACGAACCCUCAUGAUUGGCGACAAUUGCAGUACCGAUAUUCUUUUGGGAAAACGUUGCGGAUUUCAAACACUACUUGUAAUGACAGGUGUCACUAAUCAAGAAAAUGUUAAUGAAUUAAUUCAACCGGACGCCGAAUCAAAAGGUUUAAUUGUUCCCGACUAUUACACUGAUAAACUAUCGGAUAUAACAAAACUUUUGUCCGAUUGACGACAACUUUGCCAUAUGUAUAUUAUUAUAUGAAGAAAAAACAACAACAACAACAACAACAACAACUAAUUGAAUUUUUAGGUUAAUUGAAUAUUAAUGAUUAAUAAAUUAUACACACAUACACGAUAAUAUAUAUUUAUAUACAUAAAAAUGCGUAUAAGACAAUUAAAAAAUUAUUCGAACACAAACAGAAAUAUCUCGCGCCAAAGACCUCAAAGUAUUAUAUAUAGUUUUUUUUUAAAGAAAAGAAACAAGUUUUUAUUUUGUAUAGAGAAAAAAAAGAGAAGAAUGUCGUCGAUUGUUAUACGUACACUGCAAUAAAUAAUGUCAAACUUU